Messenger RNA from Hemiscyllium ocellatum (epaulette shark), 904 nucleotides. Its product is annotated as phosphatidylinositol 4-phosphate 3-kinase C2 domain-containing subunit beta-like. The coding region runs from base 33 to 851 and encodes 272 amino acids. Lineage: Eukaryota; Metazoa; Chordata; Chondrichthyes; Orectolobiformes; Hemiscylliidae. The transcript is spliced from 9 exons. The record is from RefSeq and is a predicted model, not a curated record.
UUCGGUUACUCAGGCAGAAUGAUCUUCAGCGGAUGUUGGCUCGAACUGAAGGGGAUGACCAAAGUCCAUUCACUUUUCAUCAAACUGUACCCAAAGAAAGUGACGCAUCAAAAGUGAGCAUAUCCAGGAGAGCCCUAAGUUCAAAGCUCAAUAGCUAUCACCAUGAGGCAGACAGUCUAUUAACCAGUAAGAAAAGCACCCGUCGUCUGGUUGAGGCGGUUCGAGCCAUUUGUUACCUGCUUUCAUCAGUGGAGACAAAGGAAAUAACUGACGCCAUUCAGCAGGUGCAGUCAGUUGCUCUACAGCAGGGAAAGGCUUCGUUUCAUACAGUUCAACUGCAGGACCAACAAGGUUCACUAGUGAGAGCGGUCAAUGAGUUAACUGCUGCAGUCUCACAGCUGGUAACUAUCUACUGCAACAAUUUUAACACUGACUAUCAAGUUGCCCAUGUUGGCGCCAUUGAAACUGUAUCAGCCGCAAAGACACUGUUGAGUACAACAGCUUUGAACUUCACCAUUUAUGCUGUGCAUGGAGUUCCCAGUGCCUGGGCUGUAAGCUACGAGAACUUAUUUGUGUCUUGUUCAUUAAUGUAUGGAGCUAAGGAGCUGUGUCAACAGGUGAAAACAGAAGAAAUUUCCAUCACAAGAUCUCCCCCUUUUGUUCUGGCUAGGUGGAAUCAGAGAAUACACAUGCCCAUUGAAAUUGCACAAUUACCUUGUGAGACGAUUCUUAACCUGACAUUGUAUGGAGACUGUACCACUACUGGGAGCUAUAUCGAUAGCAGCAGACACCCCAGAAAUGCUGACUGCUUAGCAAGUGUCUCCAUGCCUCUCUACAGCUCCAAACUAUAAAUUUUCCAGACUCAUUCCUGGUCACGUUUUCACGACCUGCUCCUGCAAACCAC